Lotus japonicus is the source of this 557-nucleotide messenger RNA. RefSeq names its product cytochrome b-c1 complex subunit 8-2, mitochondrial-like. Gene Ontology annotation, biological process: mitochondrial electron transport, ubiquinol to cytochrome c. The coding region runs from base 96 to 314 and encodes 72 amino acids. NCBI's taxonomy places the organism in Eukaryota, Viridiplantae, Streptophyta, Magnoliopsida, Fabales, Fabaceae. The transcript has 2 exons. The record is from RefSeq and is a predicted model, not a curated record.
CCAACAAUUUAGGGUUCAUUUCUCAUUCCCAAUUUCCCAUUCGUUCAUUGUUGUUGUUGCUGAAUAGCGAUCGAAGAAGAACGUAGAAGAAGAAAAUGGGGAAAAAUAUUGUGCCAGUGAAAUCGGUGGUGUACGCGCUCUCUCCAUUCCAGCAGAAGAUCAUGUCCGGUCUCUGGAAGGAUCUUCCCUCCAAGAUUCACCACAAGGUCUCCGAGAAUUGGAUCAGCACCAUCCUCUUGGUUGGUCCUGUUGUCGGCACCUACGCGUAUGCUCAGAACUACAAGGAAAAUGAGAAGUUGUCUCACAGGUACUGAGCGCAUGUGAGAAUAGGUUGGAUAAUCUCCAAGUUUGUUGCCUUAAUCUUGUUUAGCCAGCAAAUAAUGUGAUGUUGAAACUGGCUCUUGCCCUUUGGUUUUGAGAUAUCUAUGAGCUUGAGUCUUUUCAACUUGGACUGAUUUUGUUGAUAGUUUGUCUUCAUUUUACAUACCUAUAUAUUUCUUACAAGACAAUUGAUGUCUUGUUAAUACUGAAGUGCCGAAAUGAGUUUUCAUGUUAAA